Messenger RNA from Panicum virgatum (switchgrass), 933 nucleotides. RefSeq names its product nucleolin-like. The transcript has a single exon. The record is from RefSeq and is a predicted model, not a curated record. NCBI's taxonomy places the organism in Eukaryota, Viridiplantae, Streptophyta, Magnoliopsida, Poales, Poaceae. The coding region runs from base 217 to 603 and encodes 128 amino acids.
GCUCGCCGGCCGCGGCAUGGCGCAGUCGCGCAGAUGGGCGAAGGCGGCGGCCGACCGACCGAGAGAGCGAACCCUCCUCGCUUGUCUGGAAGCUUCCCUCAAGUCCCUCUCAUCCGGCUCCAUUAAAACCCGCUCCAAAACCCUAGCCGCCACCCCCUUACCCAGCAGCACAAGGCCACCCCGCCCGCGCCGCACCCUCUCCGAUCCACAGCCCAGAUGGCCAUGCGCCGCGCCGCCGCGCUCGCCCUCCGCAGCCUCAACGCCACCGCGGCGGCGGCCUCCCCGAGCUCGGCGCUCCUCCUAGCCCCUCUCCGGCCGGCGGCGGCAGCCACCAGCUCCAGAUUUCUCCUGCAGCCCACUGCCGCUACGGCCGGGGCGGCGGCUCUGUGCGCCCGGCGCGGUUACGCGGCACGCGGCAUCGCGGGCCGGAAGGCGGCCAGGGCGGCGAGCGAGAGCGAGGAAGAUGAGGAUGAGGAGUUCGAGGCCGUGGGCAGCGACGGGGAGUUCGACGACGACUUUGACGACGAGGAUAUUGACGAAUUCGACGGCGAGGAUGAGGACGAGGACGACUACGACGCCGCGCCCAAGCGCGGGAGGCUCUAGGCCGCGAAGCUCGGCUCGGUGCUCUGCUUGUUGUGCUUGUUUGGUUUCCUUGCUGAGAUAGAGAAGGAAAAAACACAAGAAAACAAUAAAUUCAGAAGUCAUUGCUUCAAACAAAAAAUUUUAGAAGGUAAACGGAUCGAUCAGUCGGCGUUGAUCCGCCUGUUGUAAUCUCAUUGCUUGAUUGGGUUAAACAGACUUGGUCACUUUGUCACAUUGGAUCGUGAAGUUGUAUGACGUCGAAGAACAGGAACUCAAAUCUUUGGGAGUGCUGUACUUGUUUACUUCGUGAUUGUUGCUCUUAUUAAAAAAAAGGGAAAAACCUUGUGGUAA